AUCAGCCCCGCAGCCCGCAGCUCCACGCAGCUUCUCUCUACGCCACGCAGAGCCUCGUCUCGCUCCGUGUCCCGCCAGCUGGUCUCACCUGAGCUCCUCACCUGCGCGGCCCGUCGUGUCUCACCCUGGAUUCGCGGAGCGUCUCGCCAUGCACGCCGGGCUUUAGGUUCUCCAUGGAGCUGUCCAACCUGUACGAGGCGGCGCCGCGGCCCCUGAUGAGCAGCCUGACCCACGGCCAGCAGCCCCCCUCCGGCUACAGAGACCCGGCGGACCUCGGUGGGGACAUCGGAGACAACGAGACCUCCAUCGACCUGAGCGCCUACAUCGACCCGUCGGCGUUCAACGACGACUUCCUGGCCGACCUGUUCCACCACGGCGCGCGGCAGGACAAGCUGAAGAUGAUGAGCGGAGACUUCGAGUCGGCGGCCCCGCAGCAGCUCUACAUGCCCGGCUACAUGGACUCCAAGAUGGAGCCCUUCUACGAGCACAACCCGCCGCGCAUCCGCCCAGUGGCCAUCAAGCAAGAGCCGCGGGACGACGAGGACCUGAACCUCAGCCUGCCGCCCUCCUACCACCACCCGCACCCCCACCCGCACUCCCAGUACUCCCACCACCAACAGCCGCCGCCGCAGCAGCAGAUGCCGCACCUGCAGUACCAGAUCGCGCACUGCGCGCAGACCACUAUGCACCUCCAGCCGGGACACCCGACCCCGCCGCCGACCCCGGUGCCCAGCCCGCACCACCCGCACCACCCGCAGCAGGGCGGCCUGAAGCUGCUGGAGCACCAGCGGGGGGCCGCCAAGUCCAAGAAGCACGUCGACAAAAGCAGCCCGGAGUACCGGUUGCGGCGCGAGCGCAACAACGUGGCGGUGCGCAAGAGCCGCGACAAGGCGAAGAUGCGCAACCUGGAGACGCAGCAGAAGGUGGUGGAGCUGACGGCCGACAACGAGCGGCUGCGGCGCCGCGUGGAGCAUCUGACCCGGGAGCUGGACACGCUGCGGGGCAUCUUCCGGCAGCUUCCCGACGGGUCCUUCAAGCCGCUGGGCAGCUGAGGGGCGCGGGCCUGGGACUGGAUCCGAACUGGACCGGAUGGAUUACCUGGCAGCUGA
Messenger RNA from Poeciliopsis prolifica (blackstripe livebearer), 1109 nucleotides. Its product is annotated as CCAAT/enhancer-binding protein alpha-like. Lineage: Eukaryota; Metazoa; Chordata; Actinopteri; Cyprinodontiformes; Poeciliidae. Gene Ontology annotation, biological process: DNA-templated transcription; regulation of transcription by RNA polymerase II; myeloid cell differentiation. Gene Ontology annotation, molecular function: DNA-binding transcription factor activity, RNA polymerase II-specific; RNA polymerase II cis-regulatory region sequence-specific DNA binding. The record is from RefSeq and is a predicted model, not a curated record.